UUCACUCCUACAUGAUUUUAGUGCGAGCGAACGGAACAUUAGGUUACCGGGUAAGAGGGGGUCACCUGGAGUCACGGCGGCUUUGACACGGACCUAUGUUGUGAGGAUGGGCCGGUUCUGGGCUGUGUUAUUAUUCGAUUUGGCUUGCAGUCUCGCGUUGAAUCAGGGUGAUCUUUUAAGAAAUGGUGCUGCAGGUGUUGACUAUACCGGCUCAUCUGAUGUACUUCGUUCUCUUGGUUUAUCUAAGCACACAGAGUAUGAGAUUGUUUCUCCAUAUGAGGUCAACCAUCAAGGGGUGUACAUCACACAUGAAAUAACCCAUCAUCAACGUAGAAGACGACGAAGAUCCCUGUCUUCAAAUGCAUCCACAUCAAACGCUAAUGAUGGCGAUGAAACGACUCACUUCCGGGUGAGCGGCUUGGGGCAGGACUUCCACAUGGAGCUACAGGAGACAUCCAAGACCCUGAUUGCACCUGGCUUCACCAUACAGGUCCUGGGAAAAAACGGCACCAAGAGCCUAAGGGCUUACCAACAGGACCACCAAUGCUUUUACCAGGGAUCACUGAGGCUAAAGGUCAACUCGUCAGUGGCGCUGUCCACAUGCACGGGGAUGACAGGUUUGAUACGCACUCAAGAUGCAGACUACUUCUUGAGGCCUGUGUCCCACCAAUUAGCCCUGAGAGAGAACUACACAGCACCUUCCCAUCACCAACCACACAUCCUCUACAAGAGUGACAGGGAAAGAGGUCAUCACUCUCGGGUGGUUCAGAAGAGAUCAGCAGAUUAUACCAGUAAAAUGCCAACCAAAUUACAGACUGGUGAAGAAGACCAGGAGCGCCAGCAAAAGAAUCAUUUUCGUAACAGUGACACACAUGAUGAGCAGCAAGCACAUCGCAGCAGGGGAAAUGACCACAAAUACUAUCAAAAAGCCGAAGACUCCAUACACACGGAGAAGCUGAGGCAACACUUCUGUGGAAGACGGAAGAAAUACAUGCCAAAACCUCCAAGGGAACAUCUCUUCCUGCUUCCAGAUGAGUACAAGUUCAUGUCCAGGAACAAGCGGGCAGUUAUCAUAAAGAACCAGAAUAAUCAACAGCUCAAUGUUGAGACGCUAGUGGUGGUAGACAGAAAGAUGAUGGAUGACCACGGCCAUGAGAACAUUACUACUUAUGUUCUCACUGUGCUCAAUAUGGUUUCUAGUCUCUUCAAAGAUGGUACCAUUGGAGGGAGCAUCAAUAUUGUAAUCGUGGGACUUGUACUUCUUGAUGAAGAGCAGGAUGGUUUGGUGAUCAGUCACCAUGCAGACCACACACUGAACAGUUUCUGUCAGUGGCAGUCCACUCUGGGAGGCCGAGAGGGUCAGCGUCAUGACCAUGCCAUUCUACUCACCGGACUUGACAUCUGCUCAUGGAAGAAUGAACCAUGUGACACUCUGGGUUUUGCCCCGAUAAGUGGUAUGUGUAGCAAGUACCGGAGCUGCACCAUUAACGAGGACACAGGUCUGGGAUUAGCAUUUACCAUUGCACAUGAAUCUGGACAUAAUUUUGGGAUGGUCCAUGAUGGUGAAGGAAACAUUUGUAAGAAGUCAGAAGGCAACAUCAUGUCCCCAACAUUAGCAGGUCACAAUGGUAUCUUCUCAUGGUCUGUGUGCAGUCGUCAGUACCUCAGCCGCUUCCUCAACUCGGCCCAGGCUUUGUGCCUGUCGGAUGAACCCAGUGGAGUGAAGGAGUAUCGAUAUCCUGAGAAGCUCCCUGGCGAGCUCUAUGAUGCAGACACACAGUGCAAAUGGCAGUUUGGUGAGAAGGCCAAGUUAUGCACGCUUGAUUUUAAGAAGGAUAUCUGCAAGGCUCUUUGGUGCCACCGAAUUGGGAGGAAGUGUGAGACCAAAUUCAUGCCAGCGGCAGAAGGCUCUCUCUGUGGGCCUGAUAUGUGGUGUCGAAGGGGUCAAUGUGUGAAACACGGUGAUGAAGGCCCAAGGCCACAUCACGGCCAGUGGUCAGAGUGGUCGGCUUGGUCUAUCUGCUCCCGAACCUGCCAGAGUGGUGUCACCUAUCGGGACAGGCAGUGCAAUAACCCCAGACCGGCCUAUGGAGGAAAGUUCUGUGAAGGCUCCUCUCGGUCGUACAAGCUCUGCAACACACAAGACUGUCCCCAAAAUGCUGUUGAUUAUAGAGCACAGCAGUGUGCUGCCUUCAACAGCAAACAGUUCAGAGGAUGGCACUACACCUGGAGACCAUAUACAAGAGUGGAUGAUCAAGAUGUCUGCAAACUAUACUGCCUUGCUGAGGGGUAUGACUUCUUUUUUGCCCUGGCCAGCAAAGUCAAAGAUGGAACACUUUGCACUUAUGACAGUAGUAACGUCUGUAUUGAUGGUCUGUGUGAGAGAGUGGGCUGUGACCGUGUGUUGGGGUCCCCUGCAGUGCUUGAUGUUUGUGGUGUGUGUAAAGGAGACAAUUCUACCUGCAAGAUCUACAAAGGACAGUACACAAAGCAGCAUCAUACUAAUCAGUACUAUGGUCUGAUAACCAUUCCAGCAGGGGCCCGGUCUAUCCGUGUUGUAGAACUGAAUACAUCAAGCUCCUACUUGGCGAUCAGGGACACCCAGAGGCGUUACUACUUGAAUGGACAUUGGACAGUGGACUGGCCAGGCAGACAUCUCAUCGCGGGAGCCAUUUUUGAAUAUAAAAGACCUUACAGCAGACCAGAGAGUGUCAUAUCAGCUGGACCCACAAAUGAGACAUUGGUUAUUGAGAUAUUAUUGCAAGGUUUGAACCCAGGUGUAAAUUGGGAAUACACUCUGAUGAAAACUGAUUCAGCAAGGAAUCAAAUCAAACACAACUAUACUUGGGCCAUCAUACGCUCCAAGUGCUCAGCAUCAUGUGCAGGAGGCCAAAUGAACACAAAGCCUGCAUGCUACAAAGACAUGAGAGUCCAAGUGAAUACAUCAUUCUGUAAUCCCAGAUCCAGGCCAACUACUGGAAUAAUACCUUGCAACACUCAACCAUGCCCUGCCAGCUGGUCUAUUGGGGCAUGGGGGGCAUGCAGUCAGAGCUGCGGAGGAGGGGAGCAGACACGACAGGUCCAAUGUGUCCAAAGAAGUCAGACUACAAAUGCCACCCUUGCUGAUUCUCACUGUUCUCAGCCGACGCCAGCCAGGAGGCAGGCCUGCGGCAUCCACAGUUGUCCACCAGCUUGGACCACCAGCUCAUGGUCACAGUGUUCUCGUCAGUGUGGCAAUGGCUUGAGGAAGAGGACAGUGCUGUGUGCUAGACUUACCUCAGGGACACAGUCACAGACCUUGCAAGAUACUUUGUGCGCAAGCUUGCCUAAACCUGCGAGUCAGGAAUCUUGCUUUAUCAAACGCUGUCUGAAACAACGCAAAGUCCAGUGGUUUGUCUCAACAUGGCAAGAGUGUUCAGUAACAUGUGGCCGUGGCUAUCAAGCACGUUUCAUCAAAUGUGCUGAAAAGGAUGCAGCAGGCAAAUACAGAGAGCUUGCCGCGAAAAAAUGCCACCACAUCCCCAGGCCCAAUGUGGACCUUCAACGACUCUGUACCUUAGCUGAGUGUCAGGUUCGUACAACCCCAUCAGUCCAGCAGUGGAAUGUACAUCAUCAUCAUCAUCAUCAUCAUCCAUCGUUACCUUACCCAAGACCUGAAUGGCAUGCAUCUCCUUGGUCUCAGUGUACAGUGACAUGCGGAGGUGGGGUGCAGUCUAGGACAGUCCAAUGCCUGGCACAGAGGAAUCCCAUUUCGGGCUGUGCCCUCCAUCUAAAGCCUUCAAUGUCCCAGGCUUGUAACACAAACUUCUGCCCACAAGAAGACAAAAAGGAUCUGGCAUGUCAGGAUUACUUCAACUGGUGUUAUCUGGUGCCACAGCAUGGCGUGUGCAACCACAAGUUUUAUGGCAAGCAGUGCUGUCAGUCCUGUUUACAUUCAAACCUAUAAUCUCAUACAAGUGACAAUGUCUGUGAUGCAGACAGGAAGGUAAUUAGAUAGUCAAAAGACUAUAAUUGAUGCCCAUGCUUGGGAAGUUGUGUUGUGCUGUGAUGUGCUUGUGUAAAGCACUAAAACACUCAAACAAUAGUAGACAAUGCAAGUUCCAGCGAGCUGCAAUGACCGAAUCUCUCCACGCAAUCCUCGAUAUCUGAAAAUGAGAACUUUUUACUGCGAAUGUUACCGAGGAAUGUGAUAAGGACAGUGGUUAAAGAAGAAUUGAGGUCCUGGAGAAACGAACCAUUAGCGUACCUACCAAAAGAAGUGGAAUCCCUGAAAAUGUUCUUUUCAAGACAGAGGGAGAAAAGUUCAAACAUCUGAUGCAUCCUUGUUGGCACUACACUGCUUGAUGAACAAGAGCUAAUGAAAAGGGACAUCACUAAAUCAUUUUACUGUGAAACUUGAAGAAAAAGUCCUGAGUGGAUUUUGUAUUAGCUGGAGGAAAAAAUGAUCCUCUGUAUUUACAAGGUUAAAAAAUGAAUAAAUCUUGAAUAAACUGAGGUACUCCUUACACUAGUUGUAUACUCAGUGGUGCUAUGGGGUUGUCAUUUGCCACCAUUACAAUGAGGAAUUAACAUAAAUAGUUGGCCCAUGUACUGUAUGUAUGUUAUUUAUUGGCUUUUCAAUACAGCAAUGCUGGAAGGGUGUAUUAAUAAGCAUUAUAAAUGUAACAGCUUAUUACUCUACCCAAACCCAUUCGUAUUUUGCAUUGUGUAUCAUAAAAUACUGAAAAUCUGCUUCAUUUAUUUGGAAUACAUUACUUUUCAAUAAAAAUAUAUACUUUGAUAAUGCUUAAUUUGAUAAUGAUAAUGAUUAUUAACAACACUUCAUGAUAUGACAUGUGGUCGUCAACAACCUUGAAAUAUGUUGCUGUUUUUUAUUCCAAUCCAAAGUAAAUAAGAGAGUGGGAUGACUACAAGUACAGUAUAAAUGCAUUAAUUCAAGUUCAAUAUUGUGUUAUAUUUUGGCUGCAGAAGAACUGGAAAGUCAUGGUUUGUGCAAU
This is a messenger RNA of Corythoichthys intestinalis (scribbled pipefish), 4997 nucleotides long. RefSeq names its product A disintegrin and metalloproteinase with thrombospondin motifs 16. Gene Ontology annotation, biological process: extracellular matrix organization; proteolysis. Lineage: Eukaryota; Metazoa; Chordata; Actinopteri; Syngnathiformes; Syngnathidae. Gene Ontology annotation, molecular function: metalloendopeptidase activity. Gene Ontology annotation, cellular component: extracellular matrix. The transcript is spliced from 24 exons. The coding region runs from base 107 to 3946 and encodes 1279 amino acids. The record is from RefSeq and is a predicted model, not a curated record.